Molecule: messenger RNA, 1908 nt
Organism: Macadamia integrifolia
Lineage: Eukaryota; Viridiplantae; Streptophyta; Magnoliopsida; Proteales; Proteaceae
Product: protein WHAT'S THIS FACTOR 1, chloroplastic
Exons: 1
Coding region: 283-1752 (489 amino acids)
Molecular function (GO): RNA binding
Source: RefSeq, a predicted model, not a curated record
UUCUUUUAUCUCACCUCUCAACACCAUAAUCUGAGACCUGCAUCUAUGGGUUCCAAGAAUUGGCGAAUCGGAUCAAGAAUUGCCUGAUUCAGAUUGGAAUCAAUGGUUACUAAUCCCUAUUUCUGAUGAGUCGAUACAGCCGAUUCAACACCAGAAUCGUUAGAAUAUUCCUCGGAUAUGCUGAUUUUUUAUGACUUUUCACCCGAUUCAAGCUGAGUGGAAUCAGAAUCGGCAAGUUUUAAAAUCCUGCCUGCGUCUUUCUUGCUCCAAAAUAAGCCCCAAAUGGCAUUGGCUCACCCCAUUUCUCUCCCAAAACACAAACCCACUCUCCUGUACUCCAACUUCCUUCCUCGCCUACCUUCUACUCUCAAACCCUUCAACAACAACCACAGAAACCAGAGCCCUAACCCCAACACCACCUUCUCCAUCGCCAUCUCCUGCUCAUCACCCAACACCAAAAUCGUCCGAAGCCGAUCACUGGACAGAAACGUAGUGAAGCAGAACAAGAUCCGUUUCGUCCAGAAACUCAAAACCCUACUUCUCUCCAAACCCAAAAACUACCUGCGUCUAAAAAUCCUCUCCAGAUGCCGCUCUUACCUCUCCCUCCCAAAGCCUCGCUCUCUCCUCUCCAUGAUUUAUCGCUAUCCUUCCAUCUUCCAACUCUUCUCCAUCCCCACCCCACCUUCUCAUCCUUCACCCACCUGUACCCAGCUCUGCGUCCGUCUCACCCCGGCCGCCGCUGCAGUCGCCGCCGAGGAAUCCGCUCUCAAAUCCACAAUUGCCACCAAACUCGCUGCCAAGCUUCAGAAACUGCUCAUGCUCGCGACCCACCAUCGCCUUCUCUUAUCUAAGCUCGUACACAUCGCCCCUGACCUGGGUCUCCCGCCAAACUUCCGUUCUCGUCUCUGCAACGAUUACCCAGAUCGGUUUAAGACCGUGGACACCUCCUAUGGCCGAGCCCUCGAGCUUGUCUCUUGGGACCCUGAACUUGCUGUCCCGAUUCCACCUGGUGAAACUCGGCCGGCUGGAUUGAUUGUCGACAGGCCAUUGAAAUUCAAGCACUUGAGACUCCGAAAGGGGCUAAAUUUAAAGCGUCGUCAUCGGGAGUUUCUGAUUAAAUUUCAGGAAUUGCCGGCAGUUUCGCCUUAUAGUACUCCAGCGAGGGAGUUUCUGCCGGAGUCGAUGGAGGCUGAGAAGAGGGCUUGUGCUGUGGUGAGGGAAGUGUUGGGUAUGUUGGUGGAGAAGAGGACUUUGGUUGAUCAUUUGACCCAUUUUAGAAAGGAUUUUGGGUUGUCUAAUAAGCUGAGGGGGAUGUUGGUGAGACAUCCUGAGUUGUUUUAUGUGAGUCUGAAGGGGCAGAGGGAUUCAGUGUUCUUGGUGGAAGGGUAUGACGACAAGGGUGGGUUGGUGGAGAAGGAUGAGCUUUUGGUUUGCAAGGAGAGGUUGAUGGAAUUGGCGAGGGAUGCAAAGAGGAUGAGGAGGGAGAGAAGAAAGGCUGCUCUUACUGUUAAUGAUGAUGAUGAUGAUGAUGAUGAGGAGGAGGAGGAGGAGAGAGAAGAAGAAGAAGAGGAGGAAGACGGUUUCGAGGACUUGUUUGAGGAAGCAUGGGAAGAUUAUGGUGUAGAAGAAGAUGAUGCUGAGAGGGGUGAGCUGUGGGGGGCUGUGAAGGAUGGGGAGUUUUGGACUGUUGAGGCCGCUUCUUCUUCUGUGGUUAAUGGUGUAAUUGGAGGAGAAUCUUUGGAGCAUUGGUGAAGAAGUUUUUGGUUAUUUUGGAUUGAUAAUUGGUAUUAUUAUAGAGAGAGAAGGACAGGAAAAAUGGGAAAGAAGAGGUGGCAGAGCUUUUGUAUGUCUAGUAGUGUAACAUCUUACUAAUAGCUUUAAUUCUAACUAAUACAAACACAUUUUUCA